Molecule: messenger RNA, 2349 nt
Organism: Hibiscus syriacus
Lineage: Eukaryota; Viridiplantae; Streptophyta; Magnoliopsida; Malvales; Malvaceae
Product: probable leucine-rich repeat receptor-like protein kinase At2g33170
Exons: 4
Coding region: 1-2349 (782 amino acids)
Cellular component (GO): plasma membrane
Molecular function (GO): protein binding
Source: RefSeq, a predicted model, not a curated record
AUGGGGAACACUUUCCUCAACUUAGCUCUUCUUAUCAUCUUCCAUUUUUCUGUGGCUACUUUCUCCAUGAAGUUAACCAAUAUAGUUACAGACCAGUCGGCUCUUCUUGCAUUGAAAGAUCAUGUUACUCACGAUCCUGAAAAUGUCUUAGCGAAUUGGUCAGCUUCCACCCCUGUUUGCAAUUGGCUUGGUGUGAGUUGCGGAUCCAAGCACCGUAGGGUCACAGUCCUAGACCUUAUCGGGUUGGGACUCGCAGGCACCCUUCCACCCCACCUAGGAAAUAUGUCAUUUCUUUCUCUUCUGUACAUCACAUACAACAGUUUUCAUGGCAGAUUACCUGCUCAAUUAUCCAACUUGCAACGCCUGAAAUAUUUGAACUUCGGUAACAACAACUUCUGUGGAGAAAUCCCAUCGUGGUUGGGAUCAUUAACUCAACUUCGGGAAUUGUCUCUGUACCAUAACAACUUCAGUGGUAUCAUUCCAUUAUCCUUAGGCAAUUUGUCAAAGCUAGAGGAGUUGCGCUUGUUUGAAAACCAGAUUUCAGGCCCAAUACCUUCCAUCGUCUUCAAUAUAUCUUCGUUGCAAAUGAUUGCUCUAGGCAAUAAUAUGCUCUCUGGUCCUCUACCCUCUUUUCCACGCAAUUUGCCUUCUUUAGAAUACAUCAAUUUUGCCUACAAUAAUCUCACUGGUCAUAUACCAAAAGAUAUGUUUGAUCAUCUUCCGAAUUUGAAAGAUCUGAUUUUAAAUGUUAACAUGCUUUCCGGUAGAAUUCCAGCCAAUUUAUUCAAAUGCAAAAAGUUGGAAAUGAUAUACUUAACAAGAAACCAAUUGGAGGGGAGUCUACCGGCAGAAGUCGGAAAUCUGAGCAUGCUUCAAUACUUCUUCAUGAGCCGUAUGAUUCCACGACAGAUUGGCAACCUACAGAAUCUACAAUAUUUGAGUUUGAGAGUUAACAAUCUUGUUGGUCCAAUUCCUCCUGCAAUAUUCAAUAUAUCAACUCUGCGUCUCAUUUUUCUGUCAUUAAAUCAGCUCUCUGGCAGUCUUCCAUCAAACAUGGGGAUUUGGCUUCCAAACCUUGCGGGAUUAUAUCUCGACAGUAAUCAACUCGUUGGUUCGUUCCCAAUGUAUAUUUCCAAUGCCUCUCGGCUUACUGGUCUCAAUAUGUCACAUAAUUACAUUUCAGGUUAUAUUCCUCACAUUGUUUCCGGUCUAAGAAACUUAGAGAUACUCUACCUGGAUUUGUCGAACAACCAGUUCUCGGGUUAUAUCCCAAUCGGAAUAGCAGAUCUCAAAGACCUCACUUAUCUUUCCUUAUCCAACAAUAGAAUCACAGGUUCUAUUCCCGAGUCAUUUGGUGAUUUGUUGAACUUGGAAACUUUGGAUUUGUCCAGAAAUAGUAUAUCCGGUGAGAUUCCUAAGUCCAUGGAGAAACUUCGCAAUCUCGAAUAUUUCAAUGUCUCUUUCAAUACACUUCAAGGAGAAAUUCUUGAUGGAGGGUCUUUAGGAAACUGGAAUGAUGCCCAAAAUUUGGAUUUUUCCGGAAAUAAUCUUUCAGGUGCAAUCCCAUAUAGAAUCUGUGAUCUAAACAGUGAUUUGAGAUAUCUUGCCCUCAACGGCAAUCAACUGGAAGGGGCACUGCCACUAUCUUUGAUCAAUUGCAGUGAGCUGAUGAUUGGUCUCUCUCGUAACGACUUCACUGGCAUAUUGCCAACCAAGUUGUUCCAAAAUCUCAAGGCUCUGAAAGAAGCAACUGGAUACGGAAAUGAUGAUGAUUACAGCAUAGAUUUAUCGAUCAACGGAUUCCAUGGAGAAAUCCCUGACGCAAUUGGAGAGCUUAGGUUGCUUCUAGCACUCAAUCUCUCGCAUAACACCCUAACCGGCCCUAUACCGCCAUCAUUCGGGAAUUUGACAGCACUUGAAUCGUUAGAUCUCUCGUUCAACAAGCUGAGUGGCAAAAUCCCUUCCCGGUUGACGAAUCUGACAUUUCUUGCAGUGUUGAGGUUCCAGAACAACAAUCUCGUCGGAGCCAUUCCCCGUGGCAAGCAAUUUGAAACAUUCGAGAACGAUUCGUAUACAGGGAACUUGGGUUUGUGUGGAUUCCCAUUAUCGGAGGAAUGUAGCAAUGAUGAGACACCAGAACCAGCAGCAGGAGAUGAACGAGGUAACGGUAAAGGGAUAGCCUUUAUUUGGAAAGUUGUAAUGAUGGGGUACGGGAGCGGAAUGGUAUUGGGAAUUAGCACUGCAUACGUUGUAUUCACAACAGGAAGACCAUGGUGGUUGGUCAGAAUGAUUGAAAGAGAUUUGAAAGAGAAGAUUGCGAGCUGGAUUCGGAAGAAAAAUAGAAACUAG